This is a messenger RNA of Cotesia glomerata, 849 nucleotides long. It is a transcript of the gene mRpL53, whose product is annotated as 39S ribosomal protein L53, mitochondrial. Bases 1 to 441 code for a protein of 146 amino acids. The record is from RefSeq and is a predicted model, not a curated record. NCBI's taxonomy places the organism in Eukaryota, Metazoa, Arthropoda, Insecta, Hymenoptera, Braconidae. The transcript is spliced from 3 exons. Gene Ontology annotation, cellular component: mitochondrial large ribosomal subunit.
AUGUCGCUACCAUUUACAGGACGUAUUUCACGUUCUGGAGGAUUGGUCGCAGCUAUUUCCAAUCAAGUUAAAAAGAUGACUUUGAAGCCGACGAAAAAAAUCACUGUGCAAUUUGAUCCGUUCCACGAGAAAGCCCGACCGAUCAGGGAAUUCCUAUUCAACGUAUCGGCUGCUAAAGUCACAAAGACUAAUCUGUCGUGUAUCCUAAAGACCAACAUCGUCUGUGACAGAUCAGAGCCCACUGUCACGUGUGAUCUAGCUAACGGCGAAAAGGUCCUGUUCAAGUGCGAAAAUUUAGAUACUUUGGAUAUAUUAACACUGUACAACAAACACAUAACAUCGCUAGCACCUCCUGAGGUCGAGACCGAGACUAAGAAAAGUUAUAAAAGGAAGAAAUCUAGUAAACGCAAGAAGCUAAGAAUAAGCCGUCACAGAAGAUAAAUUUUUACUAUUAUUAUUACUAUUAUUGGUAGUUUGUUUUGUUUUGUUUUUUUACAUACGAGAAAUUUUUUAGUUUAAAACUUUUGCAAAAUGUCAGGCCGGGAAAGAAACAGAAAAAAAGAAUAUAGUCUCGAAUUAAUAGAUACUUUAUACAGUCAUGUUCCAGCAUUUACUGAUAUAUUUGAUGAAGAAACUUGGUACAUUUUUGUCAGUUGCUUUGUUGCCGGUACUCUGGUUGUCGUAUUUAUUCUCUCAAGAUUUAUUACUAUCAAACCGGUUGAUUAAUAAUAAAAAUAAAACUAACAAUAACAAUAAUAUUAACAGUAAUAUUGAAGUAAAAAUAAAAAGAUUGAAUGAUUUAUCUAUGGAAAUUGUAAAGAUUUAUGAAUAACAAUUGUUUAAAUAUUA